AUGGCUAUCCUGGUGUGGAAGGCAGACUUGAACGACGAGGCGGUUACCAUCACGGUGGUCAUCAUGGUCAAUACUCUGGCGCUCACCCCGGCAGUCACCCUAGCGGUCACCACGGCGGUCACCACGGCGGUCACCACGGCGGUCACUACGGCGGUCACCACGGCGGUCACCACGGCGGUCACCACGGCGGUCACCACGGCGGUCACCAUGGCGCUUAUCACGGCGGUCAUCACGGCGGUCAUCAUGGCGGUCAUCAUGGCGGUUACCACGGCGGUCACCAUGGCGGAAAGCCUUAUUGAGAUGGUGGUAUUCUUCAGGACGGACAUUGAGUACAUGCUACCGUGCGGGUUUUGGACUCGAGGUGACGAUGGAAAGUGCCGUUGGAUGUCGCCAUCAAGUCCCCGAAAAAGACUCGACGGUAACAAGACCUACCGAGCCUUGUGA
Molecule: messenger RNA, 444 nt
Organism: Akanthomyces muscarius
Lineage: Eukaryota; Fungi; Ascomycota; Sordariomycetes; Hypocreales; Cordycipitaceae
Exons: 2
Coding region: 1-444 (147 amino acids)
Source: RefSeq, a predicted model, not a curated record